AUGGGGUGGGUGCCGAGUCAAGCGUCACAUCUCGGAGUUCAUUGGCUCCUAUCCGUCAAACACGCGGUGCGUCUUGUCUUCAAUCUUCAUUGGCUAGCGAGCUCAGAGGUGGGGCUCCGCAGUCGCCCGGACAUGGCGGACGGCGGCGCCUGGCGGCCGCCGCGCCCCUGCGAGGCCUACCGCGCCGAGUGGAAACUCUGCCGCAGCGCCAGACACUUCCUGCACCACUACUACGUCCACGGCGAACGGCCGGCCUGCGAGCAGUGGCGGCGCGACCUGGCCAGCUGCCGGGAGUGGGAGGAGCGCCGCAGCGCGGAGGCCCAGGUGCACGGGGGAGCCGGGGGUGGCCCUUGGGCCGCGGGGGUGCAUUGCCCCGGCGUUCGAGUGCGCGGGCCACACCCUCCCCCACAUUCCAGGCCCCGGGACACUGGGAGAGGAGUACUGCCUGGGUCCCUCCUUUUGUUGUGCUUCCUUUCUCUUGAGAAAUAUCAAAAAUUAGUAUAUCAACGGGGCUUUCAGACAUUGAAGGACAAAGAAAGGAGAACGUAGAGUGGUUUGGAGAGAAAGGAGAGAUCCCCUAACAGUGAUAGUGUCCUCAGCAGGCCUGCGGAGGGGGUGAUAUUGCUGAGGCCUGAAAGACCAGGAACCAGCCUUAACAGCCUUCACCCGGCCCAAGGCGGGACGCAUCUGAGGAACACAAAGAAGGGUCAAGUGCUUGGAGCAGAAGGAGGGUGGGCUGUAGAGGGGUAGGGGGUUAGGCUGGAGAGGUACCAGGGACCUGGUGGGCCUUAAAGAAGGGUUUAGAUUCAGCCUAAACGUGUGCUGGGAAGCAUGACUUGAUUUAUAUCUUUAAAAGAUCAGUCUGGGGGUCCUGGGUAGCUCAGUUGGUUAAGCGUCUGACUGUUUGAUACCAGCUCAGGUCUUGAUCUCAGGGUCAUGAGUUCAAGCCCGCAUUGGGCGCCAGGCUGGGCAUGGUUAAAAAAGGGGGGGGGGGCCGUGCCGGGAGUGCCUGGGUGG
This is a messenger RNA of Leptonychotes weddellii (Weddell seal), 1017 nucleotides long. The record is from RefSeq and is a predicted model, not a curated record. Lineage: Eukaryota; Metazoa; Chordata; Mammalia; Carnivora; Phocidae.